GUUUUUGGGUGCGCCCCCGGACGGUGCCCCAGCAGCAUCAAAGCAAUGCAAACCUUAGGCCCUUGCGCUCAUCAUGACAUCACUGCGCAUGACAUCACUACCAGGGUAGGCCGGGUAGGCCGUUUUCUCGCCACUCAUGGAGGGCUCGAAGAAGCCGCGCCGCGCCACGCGGCCCUGGAUCACCCUGCGGAACGACGCGGCGGCCGUGGCGAUCGACGCCGCGGGCGGGUCGAUCGCGUCCUUCGUGCUGGGCGAUGGGGUGAACCCCUUGAGCUGGGACUCGGCCGUGCACGAUCAGCAAGAUGUGGAGAAAACGGCUCCCAGGCCGCUGGGGCAUUUUUUAUGCCUGGAUCGUUGGGGUCCGCCCUCCGUGGCGGAGGAGGCGCAGGGGAUGCCCUACCAUGGGGAGGCCUCCAGUCGGCACUGGCACGUCGUGGAGUUGGACUCGCCUGUGGUGCGUUUGGAGGCCCAGCUGCCCAUGGCUGGCCUGGCCGUCGAACGGCGCCUGGAACUGGUGAAAUGCCAGGCGGCGCGACGGGCCGUCGACGCGCCGCAGGGCGGCGCUGCGGUGCUGGCGGCGGUGUUGAAGGUGCAGGAUGAGGUGAAAAACAUCAACCAGCUGGGGCGGAUCUUCAACAUGGUCCAACAUCCCAGCAUCGCCGCGCCCUUUCUUUCUGCGGAGACCCGCGUGGACUGCAAUGGGAAGCGGGGCUUCACGCAGGGGCCGCGCGGCUGCGCGGAGGUCCUGUGGCAUGCUCCGCGGGAGUUUCCGGCGGCCGUGACGGCCCGUGACGGCGUGCGAGAUGCGCACGGGAUGACGGGAGGUGCUGAUGAUGUCUUCAGCUAUGAAGUGGAUCCGAAGGAGACCUAUGGCUGGGUUUGCGCCUCUACCCCGAGUCAAGGACUUUUGCUUGGCUAUGUGUGGCCGCGCGCGGAGUACCCCUGGGUCUCGCUUUGGUGCUCCUCCGAGGUUGACGGUGACCAGCGUCCAAGGGCGCGAGGGCUCGAGUUUGGCACCACGGGACUUCAUCAGCCCUUUCCCAUCCUGACGAAGCAUCCCAGGAUUUUCGACUUACCCACCUUUGAGCACCUGGAUGCUGCGCCCUCCUCCACACGGAAGUCCUUCUGCAGCUUCCUCCUCUCCAUCCCGUCGCACUUCCGCGGCGUGCAGCGCGUGGAGCUCGUGGCAGCCGCGGCGGCGGCUCCCGCGCGGAAGCUGCGGAUCUGGGAGAAGGACACGGGCAGCUCGGUGGAGAUUGCGGCCGAGACGGAGCUCCUGUGAGGACCCGGGUAGCGACCGGGGAGAGAGGCAACAAAAAGAACCGAAGGUGUAGUGUAGAGUGGAAGGUGAAAAAGACUUCAUUUGUUCUGGCGCUGCUAACGCCUUGUUUCAUGUUGCGGAAUGUUGCUUGCCAGCGGAGGCGGGUUCAUAUUGUAUUGGAGGAAGUGUACAUACAGGCUGUCGUGCUGACAGCCCAGGGUCACUGUCGCCCGCGCGAAAAAGACGAUACCGCCCGAG
Messenger RNA from Durusdinium trenchii, 1519 nucleotides. The record is from the annotation of a GenBank genome assembly. NCBI's taxonomy places the organism in Eukaryota, Dinophyceae, Suessiales, Symbiodiniaceae.